This is a messenger RNA of Didymella exigua CBS 183.55, 973 nucleotides long. RefSeq lists its product as uncharacterized. Lineage: Eukaryota; Fungi; Ascomycota; Dothideomycetes; Pleosporales; Didymellaceae. Bases 58 to 705 code for a protein of 215 amino acids. The transcript has a single exon. The record is from RefSeq and is a predicted model, not a curated record.
UCUGGCACAGCUUGAACAUGGAUAUCGCGCUUCUCUCAAUCUCCCAUCGUAUGCUGAAUGCCUCCACCGUCGUCCGGCAUUCGUGCAUUGUACAGCUACUCUUAUUCCUCACUAAAAUCAACCCGGGUAUCUCCACCAUGCCAACCCCAUACCACGCUGGAUACCUCCAGGUCCCUCUUUAAAGGUCCCGUCUCCACCCAUUCCUUGCCUAAACAGUAUUCUCACACUAGGCGCAAAUCGCAUACACCACAGCGGAGACCUCCAGGGUCUCGCAGACCCACACCCAUCAGGCCCCCACUCCUCUACAAUACCUUCCCACACUCGGCACACACCCCCGUCUCCCCAAUAAAUAAGCAAACCCCCCGCCCGCCCUUCUGCACAGCAACAUCCAAGCACUCAACCCGCGUGACAAAGUGCACGUCGCAGCCAUACAGCUCCAUGCACGUCUCCAGCACGUCGUGCGAAUGGUUCAGCGGCUUUGGCUGCGCCUUGGGCGUCGGAUGGUACGGGACAUGGUUGUCGCGGGGAACAUGGCCGUUGGGCGUGACGGAGGGCAGGUCCCAGUUGCGGUCGGUUCUCAGCAGGUCCCAGCACCCGGGGGAUUGGUCUUCGUUGCGGGAGUCCUUGCGGGCGCGGGGAGCUGGAACUUUGUACAUGUUCUGGUGUGUUGUGCUUUGUGUAGUAUAUCGUGGCAAUGUGUCGUGAGGAGGCUUGGGAGUGGUGCUGUGGGUGGUUGAUAGUAUGGUCUGCUUGACAGUAUGACCUGCGGAAGUGCUGAUGGAGGCUAGGAACAUAUAGUGUAUCUGCACAGCUGUGACCGUGAAGGCAUAGUGCUUUCGAUGGCAUUGUGGACAUUUCUGUCUAAGACAUAUGCUUGACAUCAUCACCUGUAGAAGACCACCUUUAAUGUGCCGCUGCUGUCUUUGUUAGCCGUAUGUGUUAAAAUCUGCCGUUGUGCCAUAGUGGUCUUCUA